Messenger RNA from Phyllotreta striolata, 1929 nucleotides. NCBI's taxonomy places the organism in Eukaryota, Metazoa, Arthropoda, Insecta, Coleoptera, Chrysomelidae. The record is from the annotation of a GenBank genome assembly.
UUCAGAUGUAUGAUAUGGGUUUAUGAUUUGGAUUUGUGGUUUGGAUUUAUGGUUAGGAUUUAUGGUUUGGAUUGAUGAUUUGGAUCUAUGAUUGGCAUCACCAGCGAGUGUCGCAACAACGAAUUAUUUAUUACUUAAAUUGUAUCGUCCACUCGGAGUUCGAUGAGCCAGCAACGGGUCCAUCAUGUGGAAGGUCUUAGCGAUAAUUUUGGCACUGUCGAAGGCGGUCCAGUGCAAUUUCGAGCUACUGCUUCUGCAUAACAACGACGUCCAUGGCAGGUUCGAGGAGACCGAGAAGAAUACGGGGGCCUGCCGGGAAAGAAACAGGAACGUCAGCUGUGUCGGUGGCUUCGCCAGGACCGCUCACUUGGUGAGGAAGUACAGGAACGAGGCCAAAAGCGGCGCUGGGCCGAACGUGAUCUUCCUGAAUGCGGGCGAUACUUUCGUUGGAACCGUGUGGUACACCGUCCACACGUGGAAAAUAUGCACUGCUUUCAUGAACAUACUCAAGCCCGAUGUGCAAUGCCUUGGAAAUCAUGAAUUCGACAAAGGGACGGAUGAACUUUAUAAUUUUGUAUCUUCAGUAAAAUUUCCAACGAUCGGAGGAAAUGUGGAUUUUUCCAAGGUUCCUAAAUUAGAUAAAAUAGUACCAAAAUCAAUUGUGCUUACUAUCAAUGGGACUAAAAUUGGAAUUGUUGGUCACGUUACACCAGAUACUGAAAAAAUUUCUAGUCCUGGUGCAACCGUAUUCCUGGAUGAAAUAGAAAUUUUACGACAAGAAACUGAAAGAUUGGACAAGAUGGGGGUAAAAAUAAUAAUAGAUUUAGGCCAUUCUGGUUACGGAAAAGAUAAAGAAAUUGCGAAAAAAGUGCCGUUAGUUGAUGUUGUUGUAGGGGGUCACACUCACACAUUUUUAUGGAGUGGAGGAAAACAGCCCGAUAUAGACGAAGCUAAAGGACCUUACCCGACAAUGAUUAAACAAAAUUCCGGGAAAAGAGUCCCUGUGCUUCAAGCUUUCGCUUACUCGAAGUACUUAGGCAGGAUCAAAUUAACGUUUGACGACCAUGGAAAUUUACUCACACACUCAGGUCAGCCGAUUUUCUUAGAGAGUUCUAUAGUCCAAGAACCAGAUGUCUUGAAAUUGCUCGAAACCUACCGAGCCGACAUCAACAUAGUAAACAAAAAAACGCUGGGAACGUCCUUAGUCACGCUGGACGGCGCCACCUCCACUUGCAGAUACGGCGAAUGCAACUUCGGCAAUUUGAUUGCAGAUGCUAACGUUUUGUACCAAGCCUCAAUGGCCAAGGAAGUAUGGACAGACGCCCCUAUAGGCCUGAUGAACGGAGGCAGCAUUAGAGCCACCGUAAUCCCCAGAACGAGCGACGGAGGCGUCACCAGAGGGGAUUUGUUGGCUGCUCUCCCCUACGGAAACCUAAUAAUGACGCUGAAGCUGAAGGGGUCGGAUUUGAUCAAAACCCUGGAAUUGGGUAUCCGGAGCAACGGGGAGACCUCUCGGGGAGAAUUUCUGCAAGUAUCGGGAUUGAAGGUGCUUUACGACCGAUCGAAACCGUCGAUGUCGAGGGUGGUUUCGGUUAGAGUGAGGUGUGGCAAUUGCGUAAUUCCUACGUAUAGACCGAUUGAUGUGAACAAAUAUUACUCAGUCGUUACCUCUAAUUUUUUGGCUGAUGGGUUUGAUGGUCAUUACGUUCUGAAGCAAAAGAGUAUCGAUAGGAAGUACGUGGAUUUAAGCGAUAUAGAUGUUCUGAGUUGGUACCUCAGUAAGUACAAUCCUGCUUUUGCGGAGGUUCACGGAAGGUUGGCGUUCGUUCAAGAUAGUACAAGUACAUUCGAACCAUGUCAUUUUUUAUUACUAGUAUUCUUACUUAUUGGAUAUUUUAUUUAAUGUGAAAAUUAUUUUAUGGGACUGAU